Messenger RNA from Vitrella brassicaformis, 5664 nucleotides. The record is from the annotation of a GenBank genome assembly. NCBI's taxonomy places the organism in Eukaryota, Vitrellaceae.
GGAUGGGAAAAGCAGCGUCAGUGGCGCGUCUGCGUUAGGCGGAGGCUUUGUAUGGCUGAUCCCGAGCGAAAUGAUGACCAAAGUGAUCGCGGACCGUUCACAUCUCCGACUCGUCGCGCUGUGAGGGCGCCGGGCGGCAGCUAUUCGCCCACGCCCCGCUCGGAUGGAGCCGAGCCAUCGAAGAGAUUCAGAUACCCGCCUUACUCGGGCGACGGUCUCCUGUGGAUGAAGCUGCACAAUGCCACCAUCUCGUACGCCAGCUGCAAAGACACAGAUCCACCGACUCAUUGUGUGCAUUGCGCUGCUGCUGUUGUCCCCUCGUGUGGUUGUGUUGUGUGUUGUGUCAGUCUUGCUGUUCGCGUGUUCGAGGGAACACCCGUGGCGUUUUACCUGACUGCUGCAGAGGCGUGGAGCUGCGGGUUCACGUGCAAGCUGUGGUGGUCCGAGGUGCACUCGCAUCGGGUGCUGCGACACUUCUUCCCGCAGGGAUUCCCCGACGCGCUGCGGCCGUACCUGUGGAAGGUGCUGCUACUGGGCGACACCACCUACGAGGCAUUUGACUAUGAGGUCAGGCAGACAGAGAUUGAUUUCUAGGGACGACCGGCAGGGAUGCGGGUGGGCGUGCGUGUGGUGUACGUGGUGUGUGCAUUGCAUUGUAUGCAGGUGUUGUCAUCGACACCGUCCGCGAAUGAUGCGGAUAUCAAAAGGGAUGUCGGUGAGUGCAGGACUGCGGUCUGGUCUCUUGAUGUCCCUAUGUGCAUGUGUCACCUGACCUGCGCAGGUCGCACCUUUCCCGACGUGGAUGUCUUCAAGGAGAAACAGGGAGCCGGGUAGGCAGGCUAAUCACACACACACAUGCCACGGCACACAGGGUCACACGACAUUCAUUCGUCUGUGUCUGUCUGUUGUCUGUCUGUCUGCAGUCAGCAGGCAUUGUUUCGUUUGCUGCGUGCCGGCUGCACGGCACUGGGAGAGGAGAUCGGCUACUGCCAGGGCAUGAACUUCGUCGCGGGACACCUGCUGCUCGUAUACGACCUCAAGGAACACGUAAGGCCCCCCGAUACGAUACCCACACAGCGGCUCUGCUAUGGGCCCUGGACAUAUCGGCGUGCUGCUGCCUGUCUGUCUGUCUGUCUGUCUGUCUGUGUGUCUGUUUGUGUGUUUGUACGUCAGUGUGCGUUUCAGUGUUUCAUGGCCUUGAUGAUCAAGCUGGAGAUGAAGGAAUUCUUCAAACCAAGAUUCCCCCAACUCCAGGUAAGGCCAUCGACACGACGAUCCGAUUCACACAGAUACACACACCGACAGACCGACAAGGCGUCGUGGACGGUAUCUAUUGUCUCCUCUCGUGUUGCCUUGCCGUGUGUGUUGUGUAUAGGUUGCGGUGUCUCAGUUUGAUCGUCUGGUCAAGGGUCACCUGACGGACGUCCACCACUGCUUCCUCCAGUACCACAUCAGCGCCAACUACUACGCUACUGUCUGGUUCAUGGCACUGUUCGCCUAUGGCGACCUGCCAGCAGCCAUCGUGCACCUCAUCUGGGUAACUGGGUGAACAACUGGGUGAACAGAACGACGGACGGGCGAGAAAUAGAAUAGCUAGUGCCUGUCGUUUUCAUACACACAUUGGAUUUGUGUGUUCUCUGUGGUGCACCCACCCACUGCAUGCAGGAUGGGUUCUUUCUGUACGGGUGGAAGUGGAUCUUCAGGGUUGGGUUGGCCCUUCUGGCGCUCGCCAAGGCAGAGCUGCUCCACCUGCCAUUCGACGAACUACUCAAGGGACUCAAAAGUAAGGAGCUAAGCUGCCCACAUGCACUGAGAGCACACAGGCAGGCAGGCAGGCAGGCAGGGCACGGACAUCGAAUCGGGUAUGUAUCCCGUUUUCAAUGCAGCCUUUCCGAAGCGUCUCUCGCUCAACAAGUGUUCGCUGUUCGAGGCCGCCCGAUCUUUCAAGGUGACGAGGAGGCUGCUCGCCACUCUAGAGGUCCACCCACACCACUGGCCUCUGUUCGGGAGAGGUAAGUUAUUAAGUCGUGAAUGCACGACACGAUCGCAACAACCAGAGGGAGAAGAGAUGCACUGCACACGGCUGGCUGCUGUGUGUAUGUAUGGAUCGAUCAGACACGAUGACUGGGGGCAAGGUGGUGUGGACUCUGAUCGACGACGGUGGCGGGGAGUCGACUGGUGCGGCGGGGGAGGGCGGCGAGACGCACCAGGGGGAGAGGCACAACUCCCUCAGGCACCUCAUACCCACGUACGCAACGCACGCAAGAGAGAGCUCAGGGCAUCUGUCUGCUACGGCGGCUGACUCACCUCACUCACUGCUGUGUGUUGUUGGGUUGUGUGCAGUGACAUGAACGCGUCGAGUGAGGCCCCACGUCACCGCACCGCCAAGGGUGGUCGGCGCAGGAAGGCCCGGCCGCCCUCCUCUCUCCUGCACUCAUCCACCGCCCCUAUCAACACCAAGCGGGCCGACCACGAGUCCCCCGACGAAGACUCGUCACCGCCACCGUCAGCGGUACCCUGCUCCCAGUCGGUGCCGAAUGUGAGACAGCGGACGUCCACUGAGGGCUCCUCGCCACUCCUCUAUGCCCCAUCCAUCGACGACGACACACUCACAUCGGUCAUAUCGGAGACCGACUCGAGCCCCGGGGGAGCCGCGAGGCAGACAGAGGACGACGCCACCAUGCGGGGCAGCGGCAAUGAUGCGGACAAGGGGGUUUUCCUGUUCUUCCCGUGGGCAAGGGGCAAGUCUUCAGCCACAGCAGGGAAGAGCACAUCGUCACUGGCCAACGCGUCCCCGUCAUGCGACGAGACCAACAGUGCCGUCGGGCCACCUGCCGAGGCGGCAGCUGCUGACGCGUCGCAGAGUGCCGCUGAUGAGAGGAUGACAGACGGCCCGGCGGAGAGCACCGAGGUGGCGUGCCCCCUUGCCAUUCAGGAUGACGAGAGUGACAAGGACAGGGAGAGCGAGGACACGUUCCAACCAUUCCAGCGGGCCGAUCCCUCCAUGCCGGCCCUCCCAUGGCGUUCCCCGUCGCUGCCCAUCGCCUCAUUCGACCGCCACACGCACAAGCACAAGACCACACGGAGGUUCACACCGACAGCCAACGGCUACCCAGCGGCUGACGACUCUGCUCCCUCGCCUGAAAAGAUUGCGUUCCCCCCGCCUUUGUCGAGCAAGCCGAGUGUGCGGCGGUCGAGCAGUGGGGAGCAGCAGUGGCCACCAUCGGCCCCUGCACCAUUUAGGACCAGCCUCACUGACAAACCUGCCGCCAACAAGGGUGUCUAUCGGCAGGGGCUGUCAUAUUGGCUAUUUGGUUCAGCUCCGUCCCGGCCAGCCAACCCGCCCAACAACCAUGUCCACAGCUUCCCCAAUGUGGCGGAGCGACAGCAGGAGAGAGGCGGUGAUGCGGACGGUGGUGCCCCGCAGCUGCUGAUGGACUAUUUGCAGCAGCCGCCGACCUUCCCUCCACCCCCGAGCCCGGCCCUCCGUACCCAUGACGAUGCCGACAAGAGGGAAGUGGUUAGAGACCGGGAGAGGCGGCGGGUUAUGGUCCAUCGCAAUACUGGAGCCGUCAUCGGCAAGACCACUGACGCAAACAGCGGUGAGCCAAGGGACAGACAGGCUUAAACAGUGCCACAAUAAAUCAUCUUAAUCUCUCUCUCUCUCUGUCUGAGUAUGUGUGCGCGCGUGGUUCAUUCAGCGUCUGCAGAUCGGCCUGUGGUGUCGUCUCCGCCAGCGCCCUAUCUGCUGGCGUCAUCUGUGUCAUCGCGUCAGCUGCCCCCGCUGCCCGUCAACGCGGCCAAGACACUGUCGCCCUCUGCGUUGGGGAGCCCUAAGCUGCCGACAUCUGAGAGCGACGACGGCAGCACCAUGCUCAGCCCCAGCAUGCCGGGCGUCUCGGAUGAUGUGCCCAUGGACUGCUUCGUCGUGCGGAACAGAGAUACAGGUGCAUCCCUGCAUGUGUGCGUGGACGUAUCGGCUGAACUCAUUUGCUUAAGCAAUUGUGUGGAUGUCUGUGUUGUCUCUCUCCCCCCUAUCGGUCCUGCAAUCCAGGUGAGACUUUUCCGAUCUGGGAGCUGCUUCAGUCGGACAAGCAGGUGGUGGACAUGGAUCGCAUUGGCAGAUGACUGACUGACACACAAACAGACGGACGGACGGACGGACGGACGUUUACUACGGACGGGGCGGGCAUCGCAUCGCAUGACAUAGUAUUUGGUGCGCAGACAGAUGUAGUUGACAGCAAUUGGUUGACCAGACGUUGUGAGAGAGACAUGCAUGUUGUAACAAUGAUGGCCGAGUCAUCGUAAACCACGAAAUUUCGUGUGGCUACCAAGCAGGUUGCGUCAAGGGUUUACUAGUAGGGUUUGGGGUUGACAGAAAAUCGGCGACGCGUAUGUGUACGUGUGACCAGAUCUAUCUGCUGGGGAGUGGACGUCCACAGCAGGAAAACGAUGCACGGGCAGUCCACCAACGCCACUCCACACAGGACGCGGAGCCGUCGACGCAAUAAACCGACUGCGGUCCUCCCCCUCGUUGAGCUCCCGCCAUGCUGUUCCCCGUCUGCAUCGCUUUGCUGACCCGUGCGUUGGCCUGCUUCGUCCUCCAGCCGCAUGCAGCUACCUCGCACACGCGGCCGUGGCACGGCGCGCAGCGAAUCGGGAUCUUGUCCAGGAUGCCGCACCUUGUCGGAAGCUGCUCCCGUUCCGGUUUCCCGACAACUCGCGCUUGGCCGAUGAGUACGUGCUCGAGAAGGACAGACAGCUGGAAGCCGAGUAUUGGGGGAAUCUGCGGGACCGUGGGCGCUUCAACUUCGACAGCGUCUUCACAGUGUUCAUAAACAUGGCACUCUGGAACUGUGGUCAGUCAGCCAAUGGAAGGAAGGGCCAUAUCACGCGUCACCUGUCUGGCUGUCUGGCUGUCUGGCUGUGUGUGUGUGUGUGUGUGUGUCAGGCUAUAGUGUCGACGAGAUGCGCCCAUAUAAGGGCUGGACAAGGGAGAAGAAGAUUGAGCUGCUUGGCGAGAUCCGUGCCAGACGCGGUUUUCGCCCGGUUGAGGACAAAGCCCGACUGCUCGAUCAAAUCCACAAGCGCCACUGCACGGAUGGUCGCACAUUCAGCCAGUUCUACAUCGAUUUGCAGGCAGACGUCAAGAAGAGUGAGCGCGACCACUUAAAAUGAUCUCACAUUGUGGCCAGCGUCUGUCACUCCUCGAGGACCUCUGUCUGUCUGUCUGUCUGUCUGUCUGUGUGUCGGCAUGUGUGUGUGCCUUGUGUGUGUGCAGAUCAUGACGGAUUGGGCUGUAGCGAGCCGAUAUGGGUGGGGUUCUCGGAUGGUCACCCCUUCAGGUGUGCCCUCAUGGAGAUCGCCAAAUACCUCGACAUCGAGAUCUGGACCGAUGAGAUGUAUCCGGAGUGUGUACCUACGGGCCAGGACUGAGACUGUGCCAUACAUGGCCAGUAUACAAGUUGGUGACGUGAUACACAGCGCAUGUACAGCUAGCCACCAAUCUACGCUUGGUCAGCUUGAGGGUUGGUCGAUGUUGACGCAGAACGUUGCUAUCAGUCGUUGCCUCUUGUGAUUGCAAACAGGCCAUUGCUUUCACUCACUGAAUUGAGUACCAUGAGUGGUCCAAAUGCAUCAAUGAGUGAAUCAUGUCAGUCAGCC